Molecule: messenger RNA, 735 nt
Organism: Orbilia oligospora ATCC 24927
Lineage: Eukaryota; Fungi; Ascomycota; Orbiliomycetes; Orbiliales; Orbiliaceae
Exons: 1
Coding region: 1-735 (244 amino acids)
Source: RefSeq, a predicted model, not a curated record
AUGUCGAACAUUGUCCACAAAGUUAAGGAUGCCAUCACUGGCCACAAAGACGACUCUCAUACUUCCUCUACCACUGGUACCACCACCUCCUCCUCAACCAAUCCAAACUACUACGGCACCAGCGGUAGCACAAACGCCGGCCCCCACAAUACCAACACCGCCAACAAAGUCGACCCCCGCGUCGACAGUGACCGCGAUGGUUCCUCCACUCUAGGCUCAGGAACCACCUACGGUUCCUCAACCACCACAGGAACCCACGGUACUCAUGGUAUGACCGGUACCCACGGUACUCACGGCAUGACCGGCAUGACCGGCACAACUGGCACCGGUACCUACGGUACCAGCACCGGUGGUCACGGCCCACAUUCCUCCGGUAUGGCUAACAGAGCCGAUCCAUUCGUCGACUCCACCACCGGCUCUACCACCCGUACCGGUGGUAUGGGAACUGGAUAUAGCGGAUCCACGAACGCUGGACCACAUAAUUCCAAUGUUGCGAAUAAGGUGGAUCCAAGAGUUGAUAGUGAUCGCGAUGGAUCAUAUACUGCUGGAACUGGAAAUACUUAUGGUGGAUCUACUACCACUGGUACGGGAAUGACUGGUUCUAGUGGGUAUACUGAUAAGACUACUGCUGGACCGCAUAAGAGCGAUAUGGCGAAUAAGUUGGAUCCUAGAGUUGAUAGCGAUUUGGAUGGGAGCAAGACUGUUGGGUCUGGACCUAAGUAUGGUAACUAUUAA